Physella acuta is the source of this 705-nucleotide messenger RNA. RefSeq lists its product as uncharacterized. Lineage: Eukaryota; Metazoa; Mollusca; Gastropoda; Physidae. The record is from RefSeq and is a predicted model, not a curated record.
AUGUACUUAACUGGAUCUGUCCUGCUUUUGGCCACGCAUGUGGAGGAUGUUGAAUAUUUCAGCUGGAUAUCACCAUGGGACAACACAAAGUCUCAAGUCGUGUAUGUUGAUUGGCCCAACGCUUUAGGUAGAGAAAAUUGCUGGGUUGUUUGCCCAUCAGGUUACUUUUUGAAUGGUUUAUAUAAGAAGGAAAACAGUAAAGAUCCACUAAACAAUAUAGAGAAAGGACGAUGUGUUAAGCCAGCAGAUUACCCUACAGACUAUGAACAUCGUUACGACAUUGACACUUCCAGCUGUUUUGAUAAGACAGACCUGUGUGGAUGUAACACGGGUUAUUAUGUUACGGGGUUAUACCAAAGCUCAUGUGAUGGAAUCUUCUGUGUCAAAAAGUUUCGAUGUUCUAAAUUAGCCUCGGGGCCUGAACAGCUUGAUGAACUGUAUAAAGUAAAAUCUCGCAUCAUGGAUUUAACAAUGUCAGGCAUGGCUAAAUUGGCUAAUAAACUUGGUUAUGCUAGGUGUGGAGGUUGUAGAUCCGAGGCGCUAGGAAAAGACUUUAGGAGAGAUGGCGACAAGUGGGUCGCCGAUAAAAGUGGGCGUUGUGAAGGUUACAUGAUCGAUAAACGUUUAAGUAUGGUAUACGAUGAUUGGAGCUUUGAGAUUAAGGAUAUCAUAUCACAUAUGGAACGGCUGUUGUUCAAGAAUUAA